UCUCCUAGAAUCGUCUGCUUCGGUUUGUCGACAAACAAAACAAAACACGGCGAAGUGAGAUGGCUUUCGUUGCUAAAACUUUUAAAAAAAGCGGUUUCGAUGUUUAUCGCAUGCUUCAGCAUGGGAGAUUUUUCAGUAAUUCACCUGCAUUACUCCAAUAUAAAAUUGUAUCCAAUAAAGAACCUGAAAUGGACAUGAAAAGUUUAGUUGAUAGUACUGCUCACCACUUCUUCUUGACAGAAUUGAUUAGAGGUUUGGGUCUUACUCUGGCUCACAUCUUCAAAGAGCCAGCUACUAUCAAUUACCCAUUUGAGAAAGGCCCACUGAGUCCUCGAUUUCGAGGGGAACACGCUCUUCGUAGAUAUCCAUCUGGAGAGGAAAGAUGUAUUGCAUGCAAAUUGUGUGAAGCUAUUUGUCCGGCUCAGGCAAUUACAAUAGAAGCAGAGGAGAGAGAAGAUGGCAGUCGUCGAACAACCCGUUAUGAUAUUGAUAUGACUAAAUGUAUUUAUUGUGGAUUUUGCCAGGAAGCUUGUCCUGUUGAUGCUAUUGUUGAAGGCCCAAAUUUUGAAUAUUCUACAGAAACACAUGAAGAAUUGUUGUAUAAUAAAGAGAAAUUGCUAUUGAAUGGAGACAAGUGGGAACCAGAGAUAGCCGCUAAUAUCGAAGCUGAUUAUUUAUAUCGUUAAAAAUAGUUUUCUGAUGCAAAAUUUUCAUUUAAAUAGCAAAUGUUAAAAGAAGUAAUGAAACUAUGUAAAUAAAUUAUUUCUUAUUCACAAAA
Messenger RNA from Argiope bruennichi, 778 nucleotides. It is a transcript of the gene ND-23, whose product is annotated as NADH-quinone oxidoreductase subunit I-like. Gene Ontology annotation, molecular function: 4 iron, 4 sulfur cluster binding; NADH dehydrogenase activity. Gene Ontology annotation, cellular component: membrane. The coding region runs from base 60 to 686 and encodes 208 amino acids. Gene Ontology annotation, biological process: mitochondrial electron transport, NADH to ubiquinone; mitochondrial respiratory chain complex I assembly. The record is from RefSeq and is a predicted model, not a curated record. NCBI's taxonomy places the organism in Eukaryota, Metazoa, Arthropoda, Arachnida, Araneae, Araneidae. The transcript has 6 exons.